AUGGACGCAACUACACUUCUUGCCAACACUUUAUCAAAUGAUCGUGCCUUGCGUGAAGAUGCCACUCAGAAAUUAGAAUUGUUUGCUCAGGAAAACUACUCUAGCUACGUGGUUUCUUUGUGUCAAAUUCUUGCCAACGAGCAAAAUAACGAACAAAUCAGAAUGUCUGCUGGUCUUGCCAUGAAGAAUACCUUGACAGCAAAGGAAUUCGCUCGCAAAGAGGAGCUUUCUCAAAGAUGGCUCUUGACUGCUGAGGAUCUCCGUGCUCAGAUUAAACAAGGCGUCCUUCAAGGUUUGAGCUCUCCUAAAAAGACGGUCGGCAAUAUCUCUGGACAAGUAGUGGCUGCCAUCGCUGAAAUCGAAUUGCCCUUGGGUCAAUGGCCUGAUUUGAUCCGUAUCAUGCUUGAAAACAUCUCAACUGACAAUGCUACAUUAAAGCAAUCUACCUUGCAAGCUAUUGGCUAUGUUUGCGAAGCUACUGAUCCUGUGGUGCUUGCUAGUCAAUCCAAUGAUAUUUUGACCGCAGUUGUCCAGGGUGCUCGUAAAGAAGAACCAAAUCAAGAUGUUCGUCUUGCAGCUAUCAAGGCUUUGAUCAACUCUCUUGAUUUCAUCAAGGAAAACUUUGAGCGUGAGGGCGAACGCAACUUCAUUAUGCAAGUUGUUUGUGAAGCUACUCAAAGCGAAUCCAGCGAUGUCCAAGUGUCUGCUUUCGAAUGUCUUGUUCGCAUUAUGCAAACCUACUACGACAAGAUGCGUCUUUAUAUGGAAAAAGCCUUAUUUGGCCUUACCGUUGCUGGUAUGAACAAUGAAGAUGAACGUGUUGCACUGCAGGCUAUCGAAUUUUGGUCUACAGUUUGUGAUGAGGAAAUUGAGUUAAAGGACGAGUUGCUCGAUGCUCAUGAAGCUGGAGAACAACCUGACCGUGAAAGCUACCACUUUGCUGAAUUAGCUCUUGCCGAUAUCCUUCCUGUACUUUUAUGGACUCUCACAAAGCAAGAAGACGAUUACGAUGAGGAUGAAUGGACGGUUGCAAUGGCUGCUGCCACCUGUAUCUCUUUGCUUGCGCAAUGUGUUGGUAACAAUGUCAUCCAACCUGUUGUACCCUUCAUCGAAUCAAACAUUCAAAGCGAGGAUUGGAGAAACCGUGAAGCUGCUGUCAUGGCAUUUGGCUCUAUUUUAGAUGGUCCAGAUCCAGCUGUCUUGACUCCUUUGGUUGAUCAAGCCUUACCUACUUUGAUCCAAAUGAUGAAGGAUUCUGUCGUUCAUGUCAAAGAUACCGUCGCUUGGACUCUUGGUCGUAUUUGCGAAUUGCUUAUCCACUGCAUUAAGCCUGAGGUUCACUUGAAUGAAUUGGUAUCUGCCCUUGUAUACGGCCUUCAAGAUAAUCCUCGUAUUGUUGGCAACUGUUGUUGGUCAUUGAUGAAUUUAGCCGAGCAAUUGGGUCCCGGUGAAGGUGCUGUUACAUCUCCUCUAUCGGUCUUCUUCGAAGGCAUCAUCACUGCUCUUUUACAAUUCACUGAAAGAGCCAACAAUGAAGCCAACUGUAGAACGUCUGCCUACGAAGCCAUUUCCACGCUCGCCAUGUGCUCAGCUGAUGAUUGUAUCAACACUGUGCAAAGAAUCGUGUUGACUGUAUUGGACCGUUUAGAAACCACCAUGGCUAUGGAGAGCCAAAUCCUUGACGCAGACGAUAGAGCCAGCCACUCAGAGUUACAGUCUAGUUUGUUGGGCGUGUUGACCAACUGUAUCCGUCGUCUUUCUAGAGAUAUCAGCCAAGUCGCUGAUCGCAUCAUGACAGUCGUCCUUCAACUUUUGAACAAUCAAUCCAAACAAGCAACUACCACUGAAGACGCUUUCUUGGCUAUUGGUGCCAUGACCAGCGCCUUGGAAGCUGAUUUCAACAGAUAUGCUCAAUUAUUCGUACCUAUUCUCUGCACCGCCUUACAAAACCCUGCCGAAUACCAAUUAUGUUUCAUUGCUGUUGGUCUGAUUGGUGAUAUCUGUCGUGCUCUUGGAAAGGAUGCUGCUCCCUACUGUAACGAGUUGAUGCAAUUGUUGGUGACUAACCUCCAAUCGCCUAUUCUCCAUCGUACUGUCAAGCCUGCUAUUCUCUCCUGCUUUGGUGAUAUUGCCUUAGCUAUUGGCGAUCAAUUCAGCGCAUAUUUGGAAGUUGUCAUGAUGGUCUUACAACAAGCUGGCGGUAUGCGUGCUGAUAGAGACAAUUACGAAAUGAUUGAUUAUGUCAACACUUUAUACGAGGGCUGUGUUGAGGCAUAUGUUGGUAUCGUUCAAGGCUUAAAUGGAACACUUCAAGCUGCCACAUUAUUACCCUUCUUGCCUCACGUCUUUGACUUUAUGCACCUCAUUGCUGCUGAUCCCAACAGAACCGAUUCCCUCACAAGAUCUGUCAUUGGUUUAUUAGGUGAUCUUGCAGAGACAUUUGAGAGUCAAUUAAAGGCAUUUUUCCAACAAGAAUGGGUCGCUGCCUUGUUGCGUGAAGCUAGAACAAGUCGUCAUUACACUCAAACCACCAAAGAAACCGCACGUUGGGCCAAGGAGAUGAUUAAGCGUGCUUGUCAAUAA
This is a messenger RNA of Mucor velutinosus, 2583 nucleotides long. RefSeq lists its product as uncharacterized. Bases 1 to 2583 code for a protein of 860 amino acids. NCBI's taxonomy places the organism in Eukaryota, Fungi, Mucoromycota, Mucoromycetes, Mucorales, Mucoraceae. The record is from RefSeq and is a predicted model, not a curated record. Gene Ontology annotation, biological process: protein import into nucleus. The transcript is spliced from 17 exons. Gene Ontology annotation, cellular component: nucleus; cytoplasm. Gene Ontology annotation, molecular function: small GTPase binding; nuclear import signal receptor activity.